CUUAACAGAAACACGUUCACGAAAAAAACAGUAAUUUUCUGUUUCUGGAGCCGCUACCCCGCCAAAUCACCGAACGGUUGGUCACGUGGGCACCUCCGCUCAACAAAAAGUAAAUUGAAAAUCACUUGUCAGCUUUUAUUAAGCACUUCGAAUAUUUUAAGCGCCAAAAAGUUAUUGCGCCUAAUAUUUUUCCUCAGUAUUAAAAGCAUUAUAGAUUCCGCGGUCUGUACUUUUUCUGCGGUCCUGCAUUCACGCAUUGGCGCCAAGAACGUGAACAGCGGCGGUACCAGCGUGCUGCGUCGGGGAUUUUCACCGGACAGACUGUUCGCACACAAGGAAGAAUGGACUUGGAAAAGCAUAUUUCCAGCUGGCUGCCACACUUGGACAAUGAAGUGAUGCAACUUACUGUACAGAAACUGCUGGACUGUGGUGUUCAGUCGCUUGAGCACCUCAAGUAUGUAGUGGAAGCCGACCUAAUGUUCCUGAAUGUGGUCAGUAGACGCAUCCUGCUCGAAAAGUUCCAGACAGCUGCCUCACCAGCCGUGCAAGUGUCCAUACCAAAAGGAAGUGAAGCUUCUGUGAGCCUGUUGGGCCAGGCUUUUGAUAUUCCAUGGGACGCAUUUCCACCCGAACUCGUAAAAGCAUGUCAAGAGGGCAGGCGUCCACUGAAAAGUGAUCUGAAUGAAAUGGUUAGGACACUAAGUGACAGGGUGCUUGCCUGCCAUCAGAAGCCUGGGCGCAAAGUGCUGCGAGCCAUUGCGAGUGAAAUCGUCAGCAAGUUUCCAAGAACUUUUGAGGACACCCUCAACGGCACCGUCAUUGCUACAGGAUUAGAAACGCUUCUAUGGAAGCUGGAGAAUUGCAUUAAUAACAAGAGAAGGCGCAGUUCUGAGUGUUUGAAGCGGUGUGUUUCAGAAGAUGAAGAAGAGUUCACCACAAAAAAGCCACAACUCCAAAAAGAUUCUUAUGGCUGUGUAGCCUGGCAGCCUGAUCUUCCGUCCAUGGAAACAGCUGAAACUCAAGAGAAGAAAAGAGAAGAGUUGCAAGCCCAAUUUAGGCUAGCUUCCCCAAACAGUUCUCGAGUCACACAACUAAUGGCUGAAACAUAUUCGUCACAGAGGCAGUUGAUCAAUGCCAGCAGAAGCGUGCUGUACGUGAAGGAAAACUGGCCUUUCCUCUUUGAAGAAAUGCACAUGUGUUUUUAG
This is a messenger RNA of Dermacentor silvarum, 1205 nucleotides long. RefSeq lists its product as uncharacterized. The coding region runs from base 342 to 1205 and encodes 287 amino acids. Lineage: Eukaryota; Metazoa; Arthropoda; Arachnida; Ixodida; Ixodidae. The transcript is spliced from 3 exons. The record is from RefSeq and is a predicted model, not a curated record.